AUGGGUCUUAAAGGUAAAUUGACAGCCCAAGUAGAGAUGAAGGCUGGUGGAGAUUUAUUUCACGAACUCUUUAGGCACAAACCACAACAAAUACCCCAUAUCAGCCCUACUACCAUUCAAGGCUGCGAUUUGCAUGAAGGAGAGUGGGGAAAUGUAGGCUCUGUCUACUUCUGGAAGUACACUCAUGAUGGGAAGCAGCAAGUAGCAAAAGACGUAAUUGAAACCAUAGACGACGAAAAGAGGUCAAUUACAUUUAAGGUUGUCGAGGGUGAUUUGAUGAAGCUGUACAAGGCAUUCAAAGGAAGUUUUCAUGUUGAAACUCAUGGUGGCAUUGAUCUGGUGACAUGGACUCUUGAGUACGAAAAGCUAAAUGACGAUGUUGAAGAACCACUCUCAUUGUUGAGCUUUUGCAUCAAACUUGCAAAAGAUAUUGAGGCACACCAUCUCAAGGCAGCUUGA
Molecule: messenger RNA, 459 nt
Organism: Fraxinus pennsylvanica
Lineage: Eukaryota; Viridiplantae; Streptophyta; Magnoliopsida; Lamiales; Oleaceae
Source: the annotation of a GenBank genome assembly